GUUAAGAAGCUUCGUUGGAAGUCCUUUGCAUACCAGAGCACAAAACAUCCAAAAAAGGAAAAAGAUGAUUCUACCAGCUGCAUUAUUCAUCAUACUUCAAGUAUUUGGUUAUCUGUGCACAAAUUCACUGGCAACACCCUUAAUAAGGUUCUACGAUGGGAAUGUAUCCUUACCACUAUACAUCACAAACGUGCAGAAUGACUACAAGUACAUCUGCCUGAGGGAUACUAGUAACUUCUUUGAAAGAGCUUGUUUGGAAACAAAUGGCACGAGGAGCUUCCGCAUUGAAUAUAGCAACUAUGAUGGUACAGAUACAGAUACAGAUGGUGAAUUUACGCAGUCCUGUGAAGGAAACAAUAAUUCUGUCAACGGCAUCGCCGUGUUAUUUGUAGUUACUGUAGUAAUUGCAGCAUUAGCUGGAAUGCUGGCCGGUGCAGUCUUGUCCUACUGGUACUUUUACGAAAUGGCUGAGGAUAGGUGUAAAAAAAACCAAGUCUCGGCUUUGUAUGAUGGUCAAAUCAGUCGACCAGGAUCCGGAGCAACAGUUCAGAGCAGACCAUCAAACGCCACAGUACAGAGCAGACCACCAAAUGCCACAUUAAGAAGGCCGCAACAUUCCAUGGUACUGAGUCCCAGAAUCAAUCUCCAAGGCAACGGGACAAUGGUAAAAGUGAAGAUGGAUACAAAGAUUGACUCACACAAUGGAUCCCCCAGGUUCAUACAAGCAAUCUUACACAAAAUGGAGCAUGUUAAAGACCAGGUCAAAGCUGUUGCACUUAGUGAGCAUAUCACACCCAAGAGAUAUGACUGCUUCAUCAUCUACUGUGGGAAGGAUUCUGCAGUCGUCAAUGGAAUCAUCAUCCCACGUCUGACCGAGCUUAAGAUUACCUACUGUGAGCACCAAGAGCACUUCAUUGCAGGACGUGACAUUUUCACCAACAUACAAGACUGUAUCUCACAGAGCAGGAAGAUACUAGCUGUAUUUUCUGAAGAUUUCUUUGCUAGUGACUGGUGUCGUAAGGAUUUGGAUAUGGCCAUGGUACAUGCUACUGAGAAGCAAAUUGAGCAUUUCAUUGCUCCAAUCAAGAUUGACGACUGUGUCAUUCCUGACAAAUAUGGUGAUUUGAAGAACAUCACUUAUUCUGAUCUAACAAGCUAUCCCAAAGACUGGGGUGAGCAGAUUAGGUGUUCCCUGGCAAGUAUCCGUGUUGCUUCAAUGGAAAUGGAAAUCUGCAUGUGUACAACAUCUGCAGAUUCCAUUUAACAGUUCUACUGCAAAUACUUGGAUGUAAUACUGAAUGUGAAAACACCAACACAUGGACUAUUCUUAGCCAAAUUGAAUGAUGAAUUGGCUAAUACCACUGUGACAGUAGUACAUCCCAAUAAGUCUCAAUAGAGCAUUGAGAAGAGAUAUCCAUGAAACUGGUAUUUUCAUGAUUCUGCUUUAAUGUCAUGUCCUAAAUGUUUCAUGACAUUAAGUCAGACACUUUGGUCAACACAAAUAGAGUCAGUAUGCUUUGACAUUUAACUUGUGGACUGCUUACGACUACAGGACUUACAUGUACAUUGUAUCUGUCUGACUGAGUGAGUUUGCCUAUUGAGUUAUGACAUAGUCUUAGUUGUUUCUGCUUGAGUUGCAGCAAUAUCUGAGUGUGUCUAUUCUGUAUCUAUACAGAAUAAUACAGAAAUCAAGCUGGAAUACUUUGAAUCAAACUCAGUUCAAAGUUUGAAAUUCAAUAUAAAAGUGUAACAUACAAUACACUCUAUAAAUGGAUGACUGUUUGGUUUCUUUUUUUGGUGGGCUUUAGAGUGCUUGCAACUGGCAAGAACUUUCUGCAGCUGGAAGUUUGUACAUAGUAUUACAUGUAUUAUACAUAACAUACAUAGUGUCAUGAAUCAUGAUCAUAGCAUAAUUACCCUCAUUUCUGCUGUUGACUAUUUUUAUGAAGAUCAUAAGCCACAGAAUUAAACCUGCAAAUGUUACAUUUAACAUAGCUUUAUGUGACAUGGGUGGGCCUUGCUGGAGUUAGGAGUUACUAAUAAGCAUUGUAGUUUCAAAGGACAUCAAUUACUUUUUAAUAAAUAUUAAUAUCAGCAAGGUGUAUAAUGUCCUUGAUAUCAAGAAACUAAUGUGUGUUAAGUAGACAAAAUGGACAAGAAUUUCCUGAUUUGUAAAUUAAGUCAAUCUAGUGGAAGAAAAGUUUUAGUGUUUGAAUUUUUUUCCCAGCAUUACACUUUCUGUGGAAACAUUGAAAAUGUUACAGUUAGUGAUACAAGAGUGCAGUUGUAUCUGCAAGGCUGUAUAUAUCAGUGCUUGAACUUACUUAUACUUUGAAUAUACUAAACUUAAAGUCAGAUAAAAUUAAUGAGAUACUUAGUAUUCAAGUCAUGACAUCAUUAUUCAGACAUGCCUUUAAGGUAUUUUGGAUAAAGUACUAGUAAUGUUCACAUCUGGUAUAUUAUUGUAUAGAAUAUGGUAUUAA
Molecule: messenger RNA, 2483 nt
Organism: Branchiostoma belcheri (Belcher's lancelet)
Lineage: Eukaryota; Metazoa; Chordata; Leptocardii; Amphioxiformes; Branchiostomatidae
Exons: 8
Coding region: 65-1264 (399 amino acids)
Biological process (GO): immune response; toll-like receptor signaling pathway
Cellular component (GO): membrane
Molecular function (GO): transmembrane signaling receptor activity
Source: RefSeq, a predicted model, not a curated record